Molecule: messenger RNA, 1032 nt
Organism: Telopea speciosissima
Lineage: Eukaryota; Viridiplantae; Streptophyta; Magnoliopsida; Proteales; Proteaceae
Exons: 2
Coding region: 62-997 (311 amino acids)
Source: RefSeq, a predicted model, not a curated record
AGAACGGAGCAUUGCUAGAAAUUUCAAGUCUGAUCAGGUGAAGAAAGAGACGCAGAGAGAGAUGGCAACGAGUGGCAGGGACGCUCGACGAAGAAAAAUUGUGGAUAGGGGAUCUGAUCGCCUCGCUCUCAUCUCUGGUCGAAUCCAAAAUUUAUCAUCAUCAUCAACAACACAACCACAUCAUUCCAGCACAUUAUCAACACCGGAAUUGUUUUUCGAUUAUCAGAAACUGCAAUCCCAUCGUCCAACUCAAAGCAGUGUCUCUUUUCAUGGUAAAGAAGAUGCCUCUGACAGUGACUCACCAAAAUAUGAGAUCAGAAAUGAAUCUGCUAGCAAUGCUGCCUCUGGCACUGACUCAACAAAAUAUGAGAUCAGAAAUGAAUUUGCUAGCAAUGCUGCCACUGGCACAAUGAGCAGAAUGGAGCCUCACCUCAAGAAAUGUGAGACAAGCAUUGACUACCUAAGAACUGCUCCUCUAGACAUCAGCGGCAAACCACCAGCAUCUAUUACCUUGUCGUCAUCAAAGGCUCAGAAAUUGUCCACUUCGAUGGUUGAUGCUGAACCACGUAGUGAACCCCAGCAACAUCACUCCAGAAUUUUCACUGCCAAUCGAAUUAGCUCCUCCAUCUCUGCUUCUGAAAGAACCCGUCUUCUUUGUUCCAUCGGCAUAGCCAUUAUUGUUGUUCUAUCACAUCUCAGGUUUCCUUUACUUGGCAGUAGCUUUGUAAGGAGCACCAUAGCAGCUGGGCCAGUUUAUCUCAUCUUAUUGACCGAUGUUACUCUUGUUAUUGCACGGCUGCUAUUUGAAGAAAAAGGACAUUCUCGCAAAGCUAAAGAAGAAGCGACACCGGAACCUUCUGAAGAUGGGUGUGAUUGGGCAGAGGGGCUAGGUAAGGCCUUAGAGAUGGGGUUGAUUUUGCACAAGGUGAUUGGUGCUGCAUUUUUGGAUUGCAGUGUUUAUUUGGUAAUUAUUAUCUGUGGUCUUUCUCUGGUAUAACGUUAGUUGUAGUGUUAACACCUUGAGAUUCUCUA